AUGACUCUCGGCCCCAUCAUAAAUAUAACUAAUGUUCAGGGUUCAGUAACGGGAGACCAGAGCCUCAAUCAGAGCCGUACUCAGUGUACCUUCAACAUCGACCUCAAGUCCACCUUCCUCAAUCUUGCCUUCUUCACAUUCGACUUUUCCAAACUCCUCAAUUCCACCCUCCUCAAUUUUACCCCAUUUAAUUCCACCCUCCGUAGCCUCCUCAGUUCCACCCUCCUCAAUUCCAGCCCCUUUAAUACCACCAUAAUUCCCCUCCUCAAUUCCUCCCUUAUCGAUGCCACUGUAGGAAAUUACACCCUCCUCGACCUUGUCAAAUCUAAUGCCCUUACUCCUCCCAGCAUCUUAGAUUCCCCCAUUCCUAGUCUCUUCGGAAAUUAUUAUCUCUCUUCCUCCAUCCUUGAUUCGUCCCCAAUCAAUGCCAUCAAUAAUAUCUUCCCUUCUAACCUUCUUAACUACCUCAAUUAUACCCUCUUCAAUUCCCCCUUCAAUUCCGUCACUUCUGCCGCACGAUCCACCGUUAUCACUCUACUCAAUUCUACCAUCCAAAACUCCCCGUUCUCCAGUUACACCCUCCGUGACCUCCUCAAUUCCACCCUCCUCAGUGUACCUGCCCAGCUGCCUUUCAACAUCACCAUCCUUAAUGGGACCACAAACGGAACACAACUGGGAAAUGCAUCUACAGUAUUCAGCUCCAAUGAACCACUGGACCUGGCAAAUCCAAGGAGCAAUGUUCCAGUCCCAGUGCCGAUAUUUGAUUUACAAUAA
Clarias gariepinus (North African catfish) is the source of this 774-nucleotide messenger RNA. RefSeq lists its product as uncharacterized. Bases 1 to 774 code for a protein of 257 amino acids. The transcript is spliced from 4 exons. The record is from RefSeq and is a predicted model, not a curated record. NCBI's taxonomy places the organism in Eukaryota, Metazoa, Chordata, Actinopteri, Siluriformes, Clariidae.